Schistocerca gregaria is the source of this 3410-nucleotide messenger RNA. RefSeq lists its product as uncharacterized. NCBI's taxonomy places the organism in Eukaryota, Metazoa, Arthropoda, Insecta, Orthoptera, Acrididae. Bases 124 to 3171 code for a protein of 1015 amino acids. The transcript is spliced from 16 exons. The record is from RefSeq and is a predicted model, not a curated record.
AAUGGUAACUGAGCACACUGUAGAAAGACAUUGAAACGUAGUUGUGAUUACUGGUUCAGUAUGCGGUAACAGACAUAAGUCGUUCAGUGUAAUUAUUAUUUAACUAUCACGUUUGUGUAACCUAUGGACCUAAUUAUUCAUCUUUUAUUAUUAACAACCAUUUCAAAUGCUGCAGAAGUCAAAGAUAUGAGACUGCGCUGCCUUCUGGGGGAGUACAGAGGAGCUGAAUGUCCACUGGACGGUGGCUGGUCAUCAUGGGGUCCUUGGGGACCCUGCCAAGGCCAGUGCGGGGCAGCAGGACGACGUGUGAGGCGGAGGCUGUGUGACAGCCCUCGUCCGGCCCAGGGCGGGGCCUCGUGCACCGGCUCUGAUGUUGACAUUGAGACCUGUGCUGUUCCAAUGUGUACAAUGGAACAGCUGGAGGAUUUGCUUGCUGGAGACCCAGUUCGACAAAAGGCAAUGGCAGCGGUGCAGCAGAUUCACCAGAAAUACCCUGCUCUCCUGGAACGUUGUCUCCUAGGAAAUUGUUACUUUGAUACUGUCAAAAAUAUUCUGCAAGCAGAUGCGAUGCGAUACUGGAAUUCCUUGAUGUGUGUCAAGCACAAUGUUGGUUGUCCAGUCCGUGGGGGAUGGACAGCAUGGAGCGACUGGACUCGCUGUAGUGCUGUGUGUGGCCAGGGCAGUGAGUACCACUGGAGGAACUGCUCUGAUCCACCACCCAGCAUCCCAGAGCUGAUGUGUCGUGGUGUUGCUUUUGAAAGCAGGGCAUGUACAGGGAGUGGCUGUGCAUCCAAGAAAGAUGGGGUGUGGUCAGAUUGGAAGCAAUGGUCAAGCUGCACUGCUAAAUGUGGGAAAGGAGUUAUGAAGAGAGAACGGGACUGCUUGAGAGCUCAAAAACGUGAAACUCAAAAUGUUCUUAAGAAGCACUCUCGUAGUAGGUCUUCCUUAUUGGUUGCCAGAGAGAGAAAGCUCGCAUUUGUUGCUUCACCCUUUCACUUGAGAUGGGCGAGAGCUGUUAAGUCUGCGAGCAGCUGCUCAGGAGCCAGGGAGGAGAUGAAGGAAUGUCAGAGUAGUGAUUGCUCAGUGGAUGGAGGCUGGUCUCAGUGGGAUGUGUGGUCACCAUGUUCAGUCCCAUGUGGCUUGGGUGUCCAGAGCCGCAGUCGAUCCUGCAGCUCCCCUGUACCUCAGGGCAAAGGAGCUCCCUGCUCAGGUCCAACAACUGAAGUGCAACAUUGUUACCCCCGACCAUGCUCUGUGAAAACACAUGAAGUGGCAACAUUUGUGGGUGACGGUGUGUUGCAUUACUCUUCCACUGGCAGGCCAGCACGAAUGCUAUUAACAUACUUGCGGUUCCGACCACAGGGACCAUUUGGUGCACUAAUCAGGCGCCAGCAGGAGGAAUGUGUUGGCUACACUUGUGACAAUGUUCGCAUUGCUCUUGAGGGUGGCUUUCUGGUGCUGACUGUGCUGUCCGCAGGAUGCUCAGCAGUCAUUAUUGGUGGCAACAAGGUUGAGAUUGAUGUAUGGCAUGAAAUUCUUGUGACCAUAACCACAAGUUUUGUUACAUUGAGAGUCGAUAACUCUUUUGAAAGGCACCAAUCACCAUUCACUUGCAUCUUGAGAAAUCCAGACUUUGACCAGCCAAUGAAAGUUGGUGAAGGAUUUCAUGGCCAAAUCCAACAACUUGUAAUCAAUUAUGUUCCCCUCAGGCUGCGUCACACUGAAAUCCAGAAAUCAUCUAACCAGAUAACAGGGGCAGCGCCAUUUUCCACUUCAAAUGUAGUAUAUGAAUUUGCUGAUCAAGAAGAGGGAUUCAGACGUAUAGUUAACAAGGAACUGGUUCAUGCACCUUGUGAAGAGGAUAUCAAAAACUGGAAGAUUGAAGUGGCAGUGAAACUAGAGUCAUCAGAUGGCCUCAUUCUCUUCAUGCCUGGGAAAAAAGAUGGGAGCUAUUUGAUGGUGAGCUUGGAGAAUGGUGCUGCUAGGCUCCAUGUCCGUGAUGGCGACCUGUACUCUGAAGUCAUUGCUCCACAACAACUCUCACCUGGAAACUGGCUCAAUAUUUAUUUGGACCAGACAGGGUGGCAGGAGCAAGAGAGUGAAGGGGAUGAACAAAAGGACGUAUCCAUAAGCAUCGGGAUGCGAGUGAAUGGUGCUGAACGCCUUACUCUACCAUCCUCUGGGAAGGGCAGCCACUCUCAGAUGUCUAUUGUUUGUGGAGGAGAAGUGUUUGUUGGAAACACAGAAGAUGAAUGGAAGACAAAACUGAAAAAGCUUGAUGCAAAAGUAGCUGCUAAUGAACUACUGCUUAAUCCAUUGCCUGGAGUGUUGGGAUUUCUAUCUGUAAAUGAGAAACUUCAAGACCUUGGGUCUGUUCCUGCUGAAUUCGCUGCAGGACAACAGUUUUCAUCAUGGACUGCUUCUGUGGCAGACAACUAUGAGGAACGACCAAUGCUAAUGGGUCAGCAACUUAAUCUGACAUGCUUCUUUGACCAGUCUGAACCUGGAAGUAAAGUGCCCAGCAACUACAAAGUUCUGUGGUUGCAGCUUGAUACAGUUGUGACUCCUGGAGGAAGUGACAGCAAUCUUGAGCGUGAGGUGGACUUUGUGAUCAAACAAGGACCACGAAUGAGUCAGCUGGCCGCCUUCUCAUACCUGAGCCGUGUCUCACUGGAGAACUUCUACAGCUGCUGGGUACAGAGAAAGGGAGGCCCACCUGGCCAGAUUGUAAUUGCCUUUGGUGUUUCUGUCAUUGACCCCAGUUCUGAAUUAAAUUCUACUCCAUUAGUAGUGAUGAUGGUUGCUGGAGUACUCUGUCUGCUGAUUGCUCUAUGCUACACUGCAGUGUUAGCAGGUGAAGUCUAUGUUGAAAGGAAGAAUAAAUUUGGAGCUUAUCAAAGUUUCAUUCGAAUGAUACGAGGUCAGAGUUUGUCUUCUGAAGACCAGCUGGAGAAUAUGCUGCAUCUAUUAAAUUCUGAGCAAAGUUUGUUGAUACUUGGUUCAGAAGAAGCUGUAAAAGCAACUAAAAAGAAACUUGUUGAAAAGUAUGGUAGGCUACGUGCAGGAGGUGACUUGUCAACCAGUUACAUCUCAUCAUCAAAUGAAAGUUUUGACAGUUCAUCAGAACUCCCACCACUGCCUAUGUGCACACAGAGAAAGACUAGGAAAUAAGUAUGUGCAAGUAUUUGUGCACAGCAAUGAAAAAAAGCACCCAGAGAGAUAUUAUACAAGAACAUGAAGAAGACUUUUGCUGGGCAAUGUUUAUUUCUGUGCAUGGCAAUGAAACAUGUGGAAGAACUGUAAUAUAAACAUUAACUAUUGGUAGUUAUACAUAGUAUUGGUCCAGCUCAAACCUUAUUACUAUCUGUAUUCUCAUUUUUUCAAACAAUAUAGAAUUUUUCAAAUGUGGA